Molecule: messenger RNA, 444 nt
Organism: Strongylus vulgaris
Lineage: Eukaryota; Metazoa; Nematoda; Chromadorea; Rhabditida; Strongylidae
Source: the annotation of a GenBank genome assembly
AUGUUAAAGAAUGGUAUUCCUUCCAGUACUGCAGUAAGUGGAACGUACAACAACUUUUCGAGAAUUGGUUGGGCUUUAGCUGUAUCUUGGGUCAUUGUCGCAAAUCAUCUUGGAUGGGGAGGUAUCAUUGCCGACUUCAUGGAUCACCCAAUGUGGCAACCAUUGGGCAGGCUUUCCUAUUGUGGAUAUAUAAUACACUUUUUUAUGAUUCGCUACUUCUACAAUCUGGAUGACCGACCAGCACAUUUCGUUUCCAUCUGGCGCACGUACGUAUUUGCGGCCAUACCUGUCGUCGUUGCUUCCUAUGUUUGCGCCUUCUUUUGGAGCUGCCUCUUUGAGGUGCCCAUUGUGAAGCUGGAGAAAAUGCUGACCGCGAAUCUGAUGUCAAAUAUGAGAAGACCUGCUGAGAGCAAGAAAGCCGAAGGAGGAGACAAAAAAGAAUGA